GUCAGUUUCCAUGCUGUCAGUUUCCAUGCUGUCAGUUUCCAUACUGUCAAAGAUCUCAGGCUUCAUUUGCAUUUUCAAAUCCUGGUCGAUGUCUAUCUUUGAUCAAAGGCGGAACAUGUGACGCAGCCUUAUAUGAACUCUUAAUUUUACUUCUUUAAGUUGAAAUAUGAAUUUAAGACAUCGAUACUGAUGCUAUGGGGCAAGUUUCACGUUGAUGACAAGAAACCGAAAGAAAUCAAUAAGAGAGUUUUGAUGAUGUCAUAGCUUUGCGUGAUAACAAAGAAACAGAAACUUUUCACUUAGGCCUUGUAGUGUCCUUGAAUUUGUCUUAAGUGAGAAAAACUCAAUCAUCACUGCUGCUAAAAUAAUAUACAUAUCCAAAACACAUACAUAUCUAUCCAUUGUAUGAAUAUAUAUUGUGUAUAAAAUGCCACUUGACGAUAUUCAAAAACAUAUUGACCGCUUACAGCAAGAAUUAAAAGAUCGUUCACUGAGUACUACAAUAGUGGAGUCAGGGAUACUAACCAUCAUCGUGUUAGUAACAUUGCUUGGUAAUGUUCUGGUGUGUCGUGCUGUUUAUCAAASUCCAAGGCUUCGUACCAUUACUAACUACGGUGUGGUGGUCCUUGCACUUACUGAUAUCUCCAUGGCAGUGUUCGUCUUUCCUUUGGUCCUGAGUGUCUUCAUCCUGGGCAAGAAGCCGUUCAGUCAUGUGGUCUGCCAGUUUCAAGCCUAUGCUGCAAUAGCACUGGUGCAAAGCUCCAUUUUCACAGUAACAUUCAUGUCAGUGAACCGUUACUUCAAGAUUGUCAAGGGUGACCAUGUUUAUCGUAAAGUUUUCACAAGUAGAAAGUCAAUUAUGAUUUUCAUAGUGAUGAUCCUUGUAGCUUGGCUUGGACCGAUCAACACUUAUCUACAAGGGCAAGAGUUUCACUUUCAUCCUGGAAAAAUGAUUUGCAUGUAUUCUUUUCACAAGCAGAAACCCGAAAUCUCCAUCAUUACAGGCUUCAUCUAUUACUUACUGACGUACUGCAUAACCAUCUUCUGUUACUGCAGCAUAUACAUCAAGGUGCGAUCACAUAACAAGAGGAUAGCCAACGCUGCACCGAGUACAACCAACAACACAACAACAACUAUCAACAGAAAGGAUAUUAACAUCACCAAAACAUUAUUCGCUAUAUUCUUGGUUUUCACGCUUUGUAUGAUGCAGUUGUUGGUGGUUGACUCUACCGAGGUCUUCUAUGGAGAGUACAAGCUCCCUCGACAAGUCUAUGUUUUGUACACAGUGAUGUGUGCUAUGGCAAGCGCAAUCAAUCCUUUUAUUUAUGGACUGUUUAGUCCAGCAUUUAGAUCUGAAUACAAGCGUAGCCUGCUGUGUCUAACAAAUAGGGUGGAAUCUGGACCUUCUACAGGAACUAAUAGUCAAAGUAUACAACGUAAAGACAGAGGUUUUACUUAGCCGUGAAAUAGAGUGAUCAACCACUUCACAUGAGUAAGCUAACAUCAAUGAUAUAAUGAAUACGUCACUGGAGGGUUUUCAGUCCUACGUGAUUAACUACGGCAUGUUCAGGAGGGCACCACUGACUUAGAGGAAUGACAAUUCAUGACAUAGAAAUAGAUAAGUCUAAUAGACAUAUUUGGACAAUAAAUCCUUCGUAUUAUUUAGUUUCAUCUAACAAUUAUUCACUGACUAUUAGAUAUUGGCUUCCAACUUAUCAUUAUGAACUGAUUGCAGAUAUCAUUAGAACUAGAUGGACUAAGUAAGCGGGUCAGAUAUAUCCAGAAACGAAAGAAUAAAGAACACUAACAAUA
Actinia tenebrosa (Australian red waratah sea anemone) is the source of this 1812-nucleotide messenger RNA. RefSeq names its product melatonin receptor type 1A-like. Gene Ontology annotation, cellular component: membrane. Gene Ontology annotation, molecular function: G protein-coupled receptor activity. Gene Ontology annotation, biological process: G protein-coupled receptor signaling pathway. The record is from RefSeq and is a predicted model, not a curated record. NCBI's taxonomy places the organism in Eukaryota, Metazoa, Cnidaria, Anthozoa, Actiniaria, Actiniidae.